AUAACAAAUGAUUACACAUCAAUCAUUCUCUUCGGAGCGAAAAGAACGGACGAGGGAAACUACAAGUUGACACUUGUCUCCAGUAAAGACCGAGAAAGAACUGAAAGUAAAUUGGAGAUUUCGAUAUUGUGUAAGUACAAAGAACUUAUCAAAAACAAUGACAUAGACACACGAGGAAUAAUGUCAAUAGUCAGUAAUUUUGUCAUUUAGAUACUUAAAUAUGAAAAAUUAAAUCCCACAAAUUAAAUUGAGCAUUGAGUAAAUGCUCAAUGGUUAUUUCUACCGUCGAUCGCUCUCAAUCCCUAAAAUACCACAAAAGAAAAGGGAGAAAAAAUUCACUUGGUUUCUAUAGAGUGGUCAUAUCUCUGCUCUUCCAUUCUUGAAAAUUGGAUGAAAUGGUCGUAUAUAAUAACCAGAGGCACAAUUUCCCUUUGAAUGCACUCUCCUGAUACCGAAAUGGGUAGUGCAGCUUUGGUCUCUUCUCGAUUUUUUUCCCUAUUUAUUUCAUUACAAAUUGCACAAGACUGAUUUCAUUUUUUUGUAGUUCUUGUCCAAUACUUGCCUGUUGUGAAAUUCAUAGGCCGUCGAUUAGUGAUCAUUUGUUUGUCAAAAAAGGUUAAAUGUACGACGACAUCAACAGAGCUACAAAGUAGCAAUUGCAUACUGCAUGUUCGAAUUGUUUAUUAGCUCUAACGCCGACGUUAUUUAUCUUUCAGUUAAACCAGAAGUUACAAUUGAUGGCGAUCAGGAGCAAUAUGUGGCCAAAGGCAGCAAUAUCCGGCUGAUAUGUCGGUUUGACGCGUCGCCACCGGUGUCUGAAGUGCAAUGGAUAAAAGAUGGAACUGUGAUUGCUGGAAAUAGUUCAAAGCUGAUAAGUGAUUCAAGAGUGGCAAUUCUAUCUUUCAAUGGGAGUCAAAUACAGUUGUUAAUCACUGCAGCUUCGCGAAAGGAUGGGGGAAACUACACCUGUAGUGUCACGAAUAUUUUAAACAGCACUCGGGAGACGACACAGAUCACAAUUGAAGGUAUAUGAUAAGGAGUUAAACUAGUCAAUUAGUGGAGAUUAGUUCCUUCAGUAACGUUUAUUAAUCACUCAUUGGGGGCAAUAACAUCACUAUUUAGAUUCUGAGACUAUAAGGUUAGAAUACACUUGUACCACUCGAACCUACGAGGAUGUUUUCUCCAGUUACGCGUUCGCAACAAUUACUUUCACCUUCUACCUUUCUUGUGGAUUGUAAGAUUACCACACGAAUUUAUAAAAAGACGUUGUGUAGAUAUUGUACAAUUCCUGCACCAAAACACAAUAUCUAACCGACAGACAGCCCUCCAAAUUCGUUUUUUUUCUUAUUUUGGACAGAGUAACACGUAUGUGUAUAUUUAACAAAUAGAUUCCAAGUUGCCGUGCGUCUGUUCAGUAAUAGAUCACAGACGACGUCAAAAUGUGGUAAGAGCCAAAAAGUGGCACACGAGGCGCAGCCGAGUGUGUCAAGAAUUAAAAUAUACGGAAAAAAAGUUUUAAUGAUGACGUCAUCUAUAUAUACAUAAGUGAGAACCAAUCAGAAUGCGUGCAUAACUGAGCUUAAUAUAUAUAUAUAUAUAUAUAUAUAUAUAUAUAUAUAUAUAUAUAAGUGAAAGAAUUAAAGAGGACGCAUCGAAAAAAAAGUUCUGUCUGACGAGUGCUUAGGCGCGAGACUCAGAGUAACAGAGAAUCGAUGCGUCCUCUUUGAUUCUUUCACUUAUAUAUACUCAGCUCUGCUACCACAGCAUUGAGCACUUUAUGCCAAGGCAGACUCUACCCCCUUAUUUUUAUUUAUAUAUAUAUAUAUAUAUAGAGAUAGAUAGAUAGAUAGAUAGAUAGAUAGAUAGAUAGAUAGAUAUAGAUAUAUGUUUUAAUCAUCAGCAGUAAAUUUAACAACGACAAAGUGAGAACUGUCAGAUACAUUUGGAAUACAAUUGCUAUUACAUAAACACGAGAUAAUUUUUUUCCUUUUUUUAAUCAAGCUUGCAUAAAUUCUGUAUUUAUCCACAGAUAAACCUGAGAUCAUAACUCAUCCUCACAGUAUCACAACAGGAGAAGGU
This is a messenger RNA of Pocillopora meandrina, 2079 nucleotides long. Lineage: Eukaryota; Metazoa; Cnidaria; Anthozoa; Scleractinia; Pocilloporidae. The record is from the annotation of a GenBank genome assembly.